UGUUGUCGUAAUCGAGUCCAUCCACCUUGCUGCUGGUCGUCCUCUUCUCUUUUCUUCAACUUUCCCCAGCAUUAUGGACUUCUCAAGGGAGCUGGCUCUUCGCAUAAUGUGUCCUAAGUAUGAUCGUUUGAGCCUGGUCAUUUGUGCCUCGAGUGAAAAUUCUGGAUCGAUCUGUUCUGUGAUCCAUUUGUUUGUUUUCCUGCCUGCCCGUGGCAUCCUCAAAAGUCUUCUCCAGCACCAAAGUUCGGAAGCAUCAAUGCUUUUUCGAUCUUGCUUCUUCAAAGAGAGACUUGCAGCAGGAGAAUCAAGAGGCUUUGAAAACAAGAGAAUCGGGGCUCCACUUUGCAGCGGGAUCCAAAUAUAAACCGCACCUAAGCUGCUUGCAGGAGAGAGAAUAUCUCUCCCCUCCCCCCAAUCAUCCUUCCCUAAGAGGACUUUCUCUCUUCUUGCUGCUUCCCUCCUCCCGCCCGCUACAUUUUGGACCUAGAAGGACCACCGUAGAGGUAGAAAAAGACAAGAUUCGCACAGCAAGACCUUCCAGUUCACCUUGGAUUGCUGUCCUCAGGGGUUCGUCACUCACAGACGUUCCUUCUUUCCUUUUUUUAACCCUAUCCUGCUGCGUUUCAGAGAGGAAGGGAAUUGUGGGAAGGGGCAGGAUCUUUGGCACAGCAAAUGCCUCUCCCCGUUGUGUUUGGUGCAUUUUCUUGGCGUGGAGCUGGAGGCCGGUCCCUGAAGGAGAGAAAAAAAGUUCCCACAUUCCUGCUUUCACACGGAACUUUGUGAAACUCCGGUCAAAAAAGGAGCCACGCCUCGCCUGUUGGAGGAAAGUGACUCCCGUCUCCUCCUCCAUCCCUGAAGGGUUCUGCAAAGCCAAGAGCCCCCUUGGAGUGAUAUUCAAUGCCGUUUCAAACUGAUUUCCUUGCAGCAGUUCUGAACAGGGCAGGGAGAAGAUCCACCACAUGGAAUGUGGGUCUCUAAAAUUCUCAUCCCUCAGGAGAGAACGAGGAGGUACUUUGGCUCUUCUUGGGAGGCUGCCUUGGAGGCACGAAUGAAAGAUGGGAAAGGAAGACCCAGCUAGCUGCAAAGCAGGAGAAGUCCUUGAGGCCAGACAAGUGGGGAGCAGCAGGGAAUUCUGGCAAAGGACCAAGAAGGAGAUGCUGGUUGAGGACAUAAGUAGCUCAGAGGCCCAGCACCUGUGCUUCAGGCAGUUCUGCUACCACCAGGCUGAGGGCCCCCGAGAGGUUUUCAGCCGACUCCACAGCCUUUGCCAUCAGUGGCUGAAGCCGGAAAGCCACACGAAAGCUCAGAUUGUGGACCUGGUGACUCUGGAGCAGUUCCUGAGCAUCCUGCCCCCAGAGCUGGAGAGCUGGAUCAGAGAGUGUGGAGCAGAGACCAGUUCCCAGGCAGUGGCCCUGGCAGAAGGUUUCCUCCUGAGCCAGGCAGAGGACAAGAGGCAGGAAGAGCAGCAGGUGCAAGGACUGUUGUCGGAAGCAGCCCCUGACUUCCCUGAGGCCGAGAAGGCUCCAUCAGGCACCAGGCAGAGGCCUCUGGCCAAGGAGAUCCCUAGGAAGGAGGGCAGCAGUGGGGCCUCCUUGCUGGGUGCUGGAAUGACGCUGCCAGGGCCUUCUCAGCCAUCGCUUCUUCCUGGUGGGAUGGAAGAUGCUUCAGGACCACAGAAGCAGGGCCAGGUGAGCUUUGAGGAGGUGGCUGUGCAUUUCACGGAAGAGGAGUGGGCUCUGCUGGAUCUGGACCAGAGAACCCUGCACAGGAAAGUCAUGCAGGAGAAUAGGAGGAAUGUGGCCUCUCUGUGUAAAGCUCCUUCUUUUUCAAUCAAUUGGUGGAGACUUUUCUGCUCCUUGUUUUUCUGAGGAGCUUAGGGCAAUGACACAACUCAGACAACAGCUGGAAGGAUGCUGGAGGAAGACUUGUGAUGAAUCUGACCGAACAUGGACUAGAACCCAUUUUCGGGACUACUCUGUGGUGAUGGAGGCAUUGAAGAAAUGUUUUUCUCCAUGUUGCUCGCAUCUGUGCCGAUUUGGAAACCAGGGUUGAGCAGUUCAUGCUCAACCCUGCACUGCCAUUCCUUAAUUACUUGUACGCCUUGAAUUCUUUGAGUAAAAAAUUUAAGCU
Messenger RNA from Hemicordylus capensis (graceful crag lizard), 2130 nucleotides. Its product is annotated as zinc finger protein 213-like. Lineage: Eukaryota; Metazoa; Chordata; Lepidosauria; Squamata; Cordylidae. The coding region runs from base 1056 to 1868 and encodes 270 amino acids. The transcript has 7 exons. Gene Ontology annotation, biological process: regulation of DNA-templated transcription. The record is from RefSeq and is a predicted model, not a curated record.